This is a messenger RNA of Lytechinus pictus (painted urchin), 4617 nucleotides long. Its product is annotated as secreted acidic protein 2-like. The coding region runs from base 1 to 471 and encodes 156 amino acids. The record is from RefSeq and is a predicted model, not a curated record. The transcript has 5 exons. Lineage: Eukaryota; Metazoa; Echinodermata; Echinoidea; Temnopleuroida; Toxopneustidae.
AUGCAGUACAGGCACGGAGGUGAGUCACCUCUCUUUGAGCCUGAAGAGGAGAAUGACGGGGACAAUGAAGUCCAGCUUGAUGUUAUUCAGCCAAUGGAUAAGAAGGAUGAUGACGAUGUUGAUGAAGAUACAAGAGAAGAAGUGAUGGAUGCCAAUGAUGAGGAUUCAGGAAGAGAGAAGGAAGAGGAAAAGGAAGAUAAGGAAGAGGAGCAUGAAGGGGCGAAGCACUCUGGGAUUAUUACCCUCCGAUUUGAAGAAGAGUUAACCGAGAAGGAUGCCGAUGAAUUCUUUGACUCUCUUGACAGUCUGGGCUUGCCAAGGUCUAUCUUCUCUGAUAUUAAAGUGAAAGGAAAAGCGAUCACCGUCCAUGUAAAUGCUUCUUCACUUAGACUGACGCCUCAGUCUGUUGGAGCUUUAAUCGGUAAGUCAACUUUAAAAUUUACUUUGUCAGUGGGCCAUUUGCUAACGUAACCCAGGUGUAGAUUAUAGAUUUUUAAGUCUUUAUAUCAAUUAUAGGCCUUUAUGGAUCUUACAUCGCAAUGCAUCAUGGGACAGAAUUUGAAUAAGUAGCAUGAUCAUUUGAAUACUGAUGAACGACACUCUUUGGGUCAUUUUAAGCAAUUUAAAAAUCUAUAGUAGAUGUGAACAACUUUUUUCUCAUACAUGUAAUUAUACAUUAGUCACAAAUUACAGGUAUAACUAUGGUUAAAAGUUGUGCUUUUUCGUCAACACACACGUUUCUUAACGUUUUAUUUUAUUGAUGGAUUUAUGGUACUGUGCGCCUCCUGUGCAUAUACCAAUGCGGUAAGACAUGACAUACCACCACUAAUUGGAACUCAAGUUUGAUUUCAAAUCACACUUAAAUCUUUGAGAAACACCCCCAGGGGCCCGUCUUUCACAGAGUUAGGAUUGAUCCAAUCAACCUUCAGUGUAUGCAAAACCAUCAAUGUCAUAAUUAUUUCUACAAAUAAAAAUUGUACAUUGUCCUUUGUGAACAAAGGAAAACACACUGAAUUUUCAAGAAAUCAAUGAAUGUAUGAAUUUACAGCAUAUCUAGAACAUAUUUCUAGUAAACAUGCAUCUUAGGUAUUGAUGUUGCUGGUUUUCCAUAGUUACGGUUGAUCGGAUCAAUCGCACCUCUUUGUAGAGUCUUGAGUAGAUAUGAACACAGUCUAGCAAGGGUCAAAUUAAGAAUUCAAAGGGGGAAGGUCCUUUUUUUCAAAGGGCAUUAAAAGUAAAGGCAAGGCGGUGCUCACUUGAAGGGGCAUCUAAGGGGGUGUUGCAAGAAUAUAUUUGCAAUCAAUUGUAAAUAUUCUGUUGUAAUUCUACAAUUGAUAUAUCAAUUUCAACUGUAGCAAAUCAGGGGCCCAUCUUACAAAGACUUACGUUUGAACCAAUCAAUCGUAACUCUACAGAAAUCCAUCAAUGUCAUACAUUUUUCUACAGGAAAUUUGCACAAUGUCCUUAGUAAACAAAGAGAAGCACAGUGAAUUUUUAAGAAAACAUUUAAUGCAUGAAUAUACAUCAUAGCUUGAAAAUAUUUUGACCAAACAUGCUGGCCGUCCAUAGUUGUAAAUUGAUUGAAUCAAUCGCAACUCUUUGUAAGACGGGGCCCAGAUUGCACUUCUUGUUCUGAGAAGCAGAUAAGCAAUCAAUGGCAAAUUUGCAAUUAGUUGCAAGACAUAUGAUUGAUUUAGGGACUGAAAAUAGACUUGCAAUUGAUGGCAAGUUUCUUGCAACACCCCAUUAGUCCAUUAAAAAUGGCAUCAAUUGUGAAAUGUAUGUUUCAAUGGGACACAUGCACUGGACUCCCGCAGGGCUCCAAGGCCAUAGGCAAAAAGGGCACUUAUUUUGGUCUUAACUCUACAAAUAUUUGGAAGGUUAUUAAGGCCGUUUCUGAGGGCAUUGGAGACAAUGGCCUAGGUUAGCCUUGGAGUAUGGUCUGAUUAAUAAAUUCACACUUCAUGGGUGGUUCUUUCAUAGCCAUGGUUUAGUUAAAGGUAAAAGAAAGUAGUUGCAGCAAACUAUUAUUUCCUGAGAAAAUCUUAAAUCAAGGUUAAUUGUUGCCAUAUUCUAUCUAGAUGUGGUACAUUCAUGUACCGAUAGCUCAGUCGGUAGAGCGGGGGUUUCGGAUUCCGGUGACCCGGGUUCGAUUCCCAAGUGGUGCGCUAGUGCCCUUUGGUAAGGCAUUUAUCCUCAUUACCAGGUUCCUCGGAGAGGACCUUAAGCCGUUGGUCCCCUGGUUGCUUGCUCACAGGCAUUCAUGCUUUCUUAGCAGUCAGGUAAAAAAAACUCGGUAUAACAUGGUAAACUUAUCUUUGUGAAAUCAUGAAAUCUAAGGUGAAAACCGAUAAUUCUGAUAUUUGCUAUAACAGACAAGCAUACGUGGGAUAGUGUGUUAAUAUCGCUUGGGGAAAAUACUGGACAUAAGAUGUAAUUCUGAGCUUAUUAAUAAUAGCUAAUUUCUCGGCAAUUACACAUUUUCUUCCAGAGGCAUUUGCACAUUUAAAAAAAAAUUUACAUUCAAACACUUGGGUGGUCAUUUCAUUGGAUUCUGUUCAAACUCAUUUAGAGAUCAUUAGUAAUACUUAAUUACCAAAACUGGUAUUUGUCUUUAUCCCAAAUUUAACUUUGACAACACUUCUGUUGAUUGCCAGUGGUCAACUAUUUCACAAAGUACAAUUUAUUUUAAUCCUAAUAAUACAAGUAUACAGUGAUAUUUUUAUGAACUAGUUGGUACUUCAUCUUUGCCAUGAAUGUAAACGAAGUAUAUAAAACCUUGCAUUCCAUGAAUGAUGGACUAACAUAUUUUGUUUAGUUUGGAGUUAAAAUUCUAAAUACUACCAAAUGUGCAAGCAGCUUGGAUAUAAAAAAAUAUAAGGUAAAUAAGAUAUUAUUCUCACAUACUGAAGGUAUAGCUUACAAUAUUGUAAACAAUUAUUCAAAAGAACGAAUAAAACUGUAGUUUGAAGCGUGCAUUAGGAAUAUUAUAAGACAACAAAGCAAUGAAGAAGACAAAUCAUACUCUUUAUAAAUGCUCUGCACUUGAUUUAGGUCAAUCACUUGUUUCAAUACAACCAAUUUAUGACUUGAUUGUAUAAGAUCGCUCAUAUCCACAUCAGAAUUACUCCAUAAUAAAUUGAAAUUCGUAGAAAAUAAAACCAAAAUAUUCUAGUUUGCCCUCCAGUGCCAUUCGUUUCAUUUCAUUGUACGAAUUGAAGCUCCGAUAUCAGCUAUAUUUAGCUGAUUGCCAAAUUUAUGCUGCACCCUAGCGACUGAAAGUUAACGUCAUUCUAAAUAUUUAUCUAGCCUAGUGGAUUGGGCACGGACUUAUAAAGAUAGAUGGUCUUAUUCGCCAUGACACUCCUACUCAAUCAUGUAUAGUGAUAUUUAGUUUUAAAGGGAGACUGAAGUACACAUGCUUUCAGGAUAGUUGUGAUUUUGUUUCUCAAUGUAUUCAUUUAUUUCCAUCAACCCUCAGUUAAAGAAACAUAUAUGGGUCUUUGUAUGAAGUUGCAGCUCAAGUUGUGACAUUUCCGCACAUUUAUUGGUUGUAGGUUAUACAUUUGUAUUAAUGCCAUGCAUUUUACUCUAAAUUUUAUGCCAUUUAGACAAUUUUUGUGAAGUUAAAGAGCAAAACAGUGUAUUCCACUGUUACACGGUGUCCAAGUAGAAUCAGGAUAUAUUUAGAGUUGGUCCUAACAGUCAAAAUCAGGCUAAUACAUUGCUGCUUGUGUCUAAAUUAUAUUUUUUCAUCCUACAUGUAUAUUGUGGUGUGUUACAAUGUUUUUUUAGAAAAAAUACAAGUACUCAUACACACAUUUCAUCUUAGUUUUGAGGAUUUUUCUUAUAUCAGCUACUCACGAGAAAUUAUGGCAAUUACAUUUACCAAAACUUGAGAUACAAAAUGCACAUUUACUUUUGUCAGGUAGCUAAGAACAUAAGAUUUCCUAUGCAUAGUCUAGAUAUUUAAAAGAAAAUUUACACAUUGUAACUAUGCUACUAAGUGUCAACUAAGGGUGUGUUUAUGCUUCCAUUGUGAGGACAGAAUCAGCGUUUUCAAACGUCGAUUCAAAACGCCGUUCGUAAACGUGGUUCUGGGAGUGCUGUUUAUGCUUAACUCUUCAGAGGCGAAAUCACCAUCUCCAGCUGGCUUCGCAUCAUAAUUUUCAUUGAGCAGGAAAGCGAGGUCAAAUUGGGCGCGCCUUUUUUCGAAAGUUUUUUUUCCGAGUGUUGUUAUUACUUGGAGAUAACAGGCGACCAUAAUGGAGCAAUGCGACUGUAUUUGCCCGUGGAUUUUCAUCUCACCGGAAGCAUGUACCAAAUGACGUCAUUUAAACACGUUUAUGAUCGUGGUUCUGUUUAUACUUCCCCAGAAAGCCUGAUUCUGGUCAAACAACAUUUACAAAUGCACCUUUUUGUGAGUUUACGAUCGGCGUUUUGAAACGUCGUUUAAAUGAAAGUAAGCAUGGACGCAACCGUGUUUUGGACUAAUCACGUAUGGAAACGCUGAUUCUGGCCUGAAAAGUGGAAGCAUAAACAUGGCCUAAUUGUGACGUUUCUCAGAGAGAGAGAGAGAGAGAUAACUUUGAAGAGAUGGGGGGGAGUGUAUAUAGG